AUGGAGUUCCCCGGGCAUAGUCAGCAGCUUCUGGCUAGUCUGCGCACCCAGCGUCUGCAGGGUUUUCUGUGUGACUGCACGGUGAACGUCGGCCCUACGCGUUUUCUGGCUCACCGUGCAGUUCUGGCCUCCUGCUCUCCAUUCUUCCACAUGUUUUACUCCGAACAUCCGAUGGGUAACACCUCCACUGUUAAUGGAGGACCAGAGACAGACACCGUCACCAUUAGCGGAGAUAUUGUGACCCCUUCGUCAUUUGGGCUGCUCCUCGAUUUCAUGUAUGAGGGGGUGCUGCAGCUGGCAGCUCAUCCGCCUCCUGAAGACGUGCUUGCUGCGGCCAGCUUCCUGCACAUGAACGACGUGGUUAGAGUGUGUAAGAAAAGACUACAGGGUCGCGGACUGGCUGAAGCAGACAGCACGAGGGCAGAAGAAGGAGGAAUUGAGAAUGAGGGAGACGGCACAGUGAUUGCUGGGUCAUCCAGAGAUGGAAGGUUAAACGGACCAAGAGGGAGAAGUAGCAUAAGGGAACGGCUGGAGUGUGGAUCAGGAGCGGGUGGUAUUUCGGCACCGAAUCCAUCCUCGUCACCCUCGGUGUCUCAGCGUCCUCAGCCAAGCCAGCGGGGCUCUUUUAAUAUCGACACCAAAACUGAGACAAACAUGCCAGUGCUCAGUCGCGUUAUGCACAACGCUAGUCUUGGUAGUCCAAACAUGGCAGACACUACUCAACCAGGCAUGGAAGUGAAUGAUUCAGGGCGGAGCAUGUUCAGUUCCUCUCCUGGACCUGUUAGACCUGGUACAUCAGCGGCUAGUAUUGAGUCUGCACUUUCAAGCCCAUGCAGCACAACCGAAUCAAUUCAGACUGGUACAGAGACUCAUCCUGGGGCAUUAUCUGUUAUGGUUCUACCUGCUACACAAGUGGACAACACUCGAGGUGGAGACUACAGUCAGGACAUAUCAUUGUCAAGGGUUAUGUCCACUGUCUAUAGUGCCACUAAUCAACCCAGAGAUACGAAAAAAACAAAACUAUUCCAACACACAGGUCCCGCUUUUAGUGCUGCAGGCAGACAGACCGGUAGAAGUUUGAAUGAGCGGGCGCGUUCUCCCGCAGCAAUGCCCUUAGCUGAAAAAGACGACAACCAAGAGGAUGAGGCGAAGGUCAAGGUGGAGGCCAUUGUGAUCUCGGAUGAAGAGCCAGACGACAUCGAGGAGACGAUCGUCCAAAGCAGAGAGCAAAGAAGAGAUGCUGGCUUAAGAGAAAGAGAGAAUUGCGAGAACAACCAUGACGUCGAGAUUCACAACGCUCAGUUUCUCCCUUCCCACACGAUCCCAUUCUCGCACCAAGAGCCGCUCUCUUUCCCUUUUUCACCGCAGGGUCCGAGCGCUUCCUCUUCCGAUACGGCUAACUUCGCAGCUUCCCUUUUCUCAACGGCCUCUCAUCAUUCGGAGCAGCAGAAUAUUUACUUCGAGGAAAUCCACGAUUCCCUGGGGAAUUACGUGGAAGACGUGCCUACGUGCACCACCUGUGGAAAGACUUUUUCUUGCGCGUACACCCUGAGGAGACACGCCAUCGUGCAUACGAGGGAGCGGCCGUACGAGUGCCGCUACUGUUACCGUAGCUACACUCAGUCUGGGGACUUGUACAGGCACAUAAGAAAGGCACACGAACCUGACCUGCCAAUGAAACGCAACAGAACAGAGUCUGACCUUCCACCUUCACCGCCUCUUCCUCAACUACCACCACAGACUUAACGAGAUGCAUGCAACUUUAUACUGUACAUGAGGCAGGGUUUUUUGGGUGGACGGGGGCUUUAUCAAGGUUAAAAGUAUAACCCUGUGUUCUAAGGUUGUUUGGACCAACUUUGUAUAAUGUAUUGUUAAACAGACUGUUGUAGCAGAAAGUAGUCCAGGGUACUAGUUUCAAACUGGGGAAAGUAAAAGUCAUUGGAAACACUGACUCUGGAACAGCCAUGAAAUUGAGCCCAACAAACUCAGUAAGUCAAGUCUUAACAAUUAACAUUUUAAAAGCUGAAUUUUUAUUUAGUUCUUAUUCUUUCUCAUU
Molecule: messenger RNA, 2056 nt
Organism: Trichomycterus rosablanca
Lineage: Eukaryota; Metazoa; Chordata; Actinopteri; Siluriformes; Trichomycteridae
Gene: zbtb3
Product: zinc finger and BTB domain containing 3
Exons: 1
Coding region: 1-1746 (581 amino acids)
Biological process (GO): regulation of transcription by RNA polymerase II
Cellular component (GO): nucleus
Molecular function (GO): protein binding; DNA-binding transcription factor activity, RNA polymerase II-specific
Source: RefSeq, a predicted model, not a curated record